Messenger RNA from Carica papaya (papaya), 2769 nucleotides. NCBI's taxonomy places the organism in Eukaryota, Viridiplantae, Streptophyta, Magnoliopsida, Brassicales, Caricaceae. The record is from RefSeq and is a predicted model, not a curated record.
UUCCUUCAAAUAUGAUAAUAUUAUAUAUAAAAGUAGCGUCAACAGAUGAUAUUUCAUCAAUGGGGACGUCUCCAGAGCACGAGCGCCGCUGGGCCUUCGACACACUCCCCGGAGCAUCCGUCUUGAGAUCUGGGACGUCUCCCGGCAACGAAUCCAACUCCAGUGACGAGUUCGUCCAAAUCACCCUUGAUCUCCAAGACGAUGAAAAUAUCAUCAUCCGCAGCGUCAAGCCGGCUACAGUCAGCAAUACCGAGCUCAGACGCUUUUCUCGGAGCUAUGGCGAGGGGGCUAGGGCUUUCCCGGCUACGUCACCGCUGGCGACGGCUCAGAAUGGAGGUGGAUUUGACUCGGUUCUGGCAGCUCGAGGGCUGAGGAGGCGGCACGCUCAGCUUGAUCGGACUCGCUUCGGCGCCGAGAAAGCGCUUCGUGGCUUACGAUUCAUCGGCAACCUGAACGAUGGCUUCGAUUUAUGGAACGAAGUGCAAAGUAAUUUCGAUCAGCUUGCCAAAGACGGUUACCUUCAUCGCUCUGAUUUCGCUGAAUGCAUAGAUGUUAUUGAUGGAACUAGAGAUUCGAAAGAGUUGGCAGUGGUGCUGUUCGAUGCUUUGAGCAGGAGAAGGGGAUUGGAAGUUGAAAAGAUUAGCAGAGAGGAGGUUUACGAGUAUUGGUGUCAAAUCACCGAUCAAAGCUUUCAUUCUCGCCUACAGAUCUUCUUCGACAUGGUGGACAAAAAUGAAGAUGGUAGAAUCACGGAAGAGGAAGUCAAAGAGAUCAUCAGGCUAAGUGCAUCAGCAAACGACUUAUCCGGAUUAAAAGAAGAGCCAGAGGAAUAUGCAGCACUCAUAAUGAACGAGUUAGACCUUGAAAGACUUGGCUACAUCGAGCUGUGGCAACUUGAGACACUGUUUUUACAAAAGGACACGUACCUAGAUUAUAGUCAAGAAUUGAGCCAGAACUUACAGAGUAGCUGCGUACAGAGACUGAGCAGAAAGUUGAUUUAUUAUUUGCAAGAUAACUGGAGAAGAAUUUGGGUGUUGUCAGUUUGGGUGAUGAUCAUGAUUGGAUUGUUUGAGUGGAAAUUCUUUCAGUACAAGCAAAAAAGUGCUUUUAAGGUGAUGGGUUAUUGUCUUCCCACAGCCAAAGGUGCAGCCGAGACACUCAAAUUCAACAUGGCACUUGUCCUCUUGCCUGUUUGUAGAAACACCAUUACCUGGCUCAGGUCCACCAAAUUCAGCUUCUUUCUCCCUUUUGAUGACAAUAUCAACUUUCACAAGAUUAUUGCAGCAGCAAUUGUAAUUGGUGUAAUUCUUCACGCUGGAGAUCACCUCGCAUGCAAUUUUCCCAGGCUUAUAAAUGUGUCUUCUGAUAACUAUAAUCACUUUUUGAGUAGAAAUUUCGGUACCCAUAAACCAACGUACUUAGACCUUGUUAAAGGUCCAGAGGGUGUAACAGGAAUCUUAAUGGUGAUCUGCAUGGCUAUUGCAUUCCCAUUAGCAACAAGGUGGUUCAGGCGAAGACAGAUUAAUCUUCCAAAGCCCUUUGGCAAAUUUAUUGGCUUCAAUGCCUUCUGGUAUUCACACCACCUGUUUGUCGUUGUCUACAUCCUUCUCAUUGUCCAUGGGGUUUGCCUUUAUCUUGUGCACAAGUGGUACCUUCAGACGACAUGGAUGUACCUUGCUAUCCCAAUUUUACUGUAUGCUGGAGAAAGAACUCUCAGAUUCUUCCGCUCUGGCUCCUACACUGUCCAAAUUUUGAAGGUUGUCAUUUACCGCGGAAAUGUUCUGAAAUUGCAAAUGUCUAAGCCUUCUCAGUUUCGGUACAAGAGUGGACAGUAUAUGUUUGUUCAGUGCCCUGCUGUUUCUCUAUUUGAGUGGCAUCCAUUUUCUAUUACCUCUGCUCCCGACGAUGAGUACCUGAAUGUUCACAUCAGGACGCUAGGUGACUGGACACUAAAGCUUAGAAGGGUAUUCUCAGAGGUGUGCCAACCUCCUGAAGCUGGAAAGAGUGGACUUCUAUGGGCUGAUGAAACAACAAAGACAAGUUUGCCAAAGCUCUUUAUAGAUGGGCCUUAUGGUGGCCCUGCACAAGAUUAUAAGAAGUACGAAGUAGUGUUACUUGUUGGUCUUGGAAUUGGAGCAACACUCUUUAUCAGUAUCUUAAAAGAUCUUCUCAACAACAUUGAUGAGCAUGCGGAUUCAGACUCAGAUUUAAAUAGGACAUCAGACCUGAGUGCGGGUAGUAAUGAUUCCAGCAAUUCCAAUGGAGUUUCUCCAAAAAAGAAAAAACAUGUGAAGAUCGCUAAUGCUUACUUCUAUUGGGUAAAUAGGGAACAAAAUUCUUUUGAAUGGUUCAAAGAGGUGUUGAAGGAAGUUUCAGACCUUGAUCAAAGGCGUGUGAUUGAAAUGCAUAACUAUGUGACUAGUGUGUAUGAGGAAGGGAAUGAACGGUCGGCACUUAUCACCAUGGUUGAGGCACUAAAUCAUGUCAAUAAUGGGGUUGAUAUUCUUUCUGGAACUAGGGUAAUGCUAACAACAACCCUCCUUUCAUGUUUCUUCAUUGCUAUGUUCAUUAGAUACUUGCUUAAUACAUAUCCUUCCUUUUUCCUUUUUCUUUUUUGUUAAUGUGUUGCUUAAUACUUGCUAUGUUCAUUAGAUACAAUCUGUUUUCUGUUGAAAGUUGAACUCAAAGUAUUGUGUUUAUUGGAUGGAUUGGAGUAGAAACUCCAGUUACAAACUAACUUAUCAGUUAUAGAAACAGAAUGUUAUAACA